Arachis ipaensis is the source of this 952-nucleotide messenger RNA. RefSeq names its product putative polygalacturonase. The record is from RefSeq and is a predicted model, not a curated record. NCBI's taxonomy places the organism in Eukaryota, Viridiplantae, Streptophyta, Magnoliopsida, Fabales, Fabaceae.
UCUUCUUCUUCUUCUUCUUCUUCUUCUUCUUCUUCUUCUUCUUCUUCUUCUUCUUCUUCUUCUUCUUCUUCAUGCAACUAAUCCUUAACUGCUUGUAGAGGUUUCUUGCAACUGCUUCUCAAGAACAGCGGAGGAACACACAUAUGAAAGGUCUAGUUGCUGUGCUUUUGCUUGUAGGAUUGAGCACUGCACUGAAAAGAAAUGGAGAAGAAUAUAGUCUUGGGCCAUGUGAGCAGAAAGCAUGGAAUAAUGCUAGGCCUCAUAGUGUUUCAAUCUUGGAAUUUGGGGCAGUUGGAGAUGGGAAAACUUUGAACACAGUUGCAUUCCAAAAUGCUAUAUUCUAUCUCAAGUCAUUCACUGAUAAGGGUGGUGCUCAACUAUAUGUUCCUUCUGGCGAAUGGCUAACUGGAAGUUUAAACCUUAUUAGCCACCUUAGCAGCACAUUUGUACUGAACUUGACUCUAUAUAUGUUGACUCCCUUCAUUACUGUCAACUGUCAAGAGGAGGUUCAAGCUUUAUAAGGAGGCAGCUAAAACAGUGAUUUUGGUCAUUGAUGAGGAAGAUGGGAACCAACGUGAUCUUCUUUGAGUUCUCUGCAUUAGGACAGGCUAGCAGCAACAUCACGGGUAUGAUCGAUAACUCUCUCCUUACUUCAGCAUAGUGUUUUCUCAGCUAUCAAGAUAUCCAUGAGCAACAUCAGUAAUAGUAGCAAUAGUAGUAGUGGUCUUUGUUCUUGCUCUGUAUAGAGUUUUUGCGGGCUAGUUACUUUUGUAAAUAUCUAUAUACGUAAGCUAAAGGGGUCCCAUACUAGGGUGUCUCUUAUUAGUCGAGGCAUAUUAGUAUAAAUAAUGGAGUCUGUAAAUAUUUACAUGAAUAAGCAACGACGUAACCUAGUAUGAACUAUGAUGUACUAAUCUUCAGAUAUAUGUAGGAUAUUAUUAUGUUUUCUGUA